This is a messenger RNA of Apis dorsata (giant honeybee), 5332 nucleotides long. RefSeq names its product pleckstrin homology-like domain family B member 1. The coding region runs from base 241 to 4542 and encodes 1433 amino acids. The transcript has 15 exons. NCBI's taxonomy places the organism in Eukaryota, Metazoa, Arthropoda, Insecta, Hymenoptera, Apidae. The record is from RefSeq and is a predicted model, not a curated record. Gene Ontology annotation, molecular function: protein binding.
GAUUGCGUGACUCGUGUGAAUUUUCGUUGGUGUGCCAAUCAGAAAGUGUUUGAAACUUCUCGCACGGCGGGACGCCGGCCUUCGAUCAGCCGACUGGAUUUUCGAUCGCCACUUCGGAUCAUCUCAAUCGCACCGAAACGGUUUUACUGCGACGAACGAGGAGCGCGUCAGGUACUCGCGUCCGGCACUCCGCAUAUAGAACAUCCGCUCUGGUGGUGGCGUGCGAGAAGAUGCGCUUUUAUGCGCUGCCUAUGCGUUCCAGGGACUAUCAAUCAGAGAAUAGAAUUUCUUCUUCUGAGUAAACGAAGAACGGAGAGCAGAAGCAUGGCGACCGCCGGUCUUGAGGUGCGCGAGGCUGGGCGAGCGUUGCGUGUGCAAACGGAAGCGCCGCAUCUCGUUUCCACGGGAAGCGGACGUUUGUCAACGGCGGUGACCCUACAUCCUUUGCCCGAAGGUAAGUUAACCCUUGGAUCAAGUCGAGAUGCGGAUAUUUCUGUCGUUGGUACUGGCGUCGAGUCCAUUCAUUGCACGAUUGAAAACAAUAACGGCGUGGUCACUCUUCACCCCAUAAAUGGAAGCACGGCAGUCGAUGGUGUACCGAUAAAUUCGCCUGUGAGACUCGCUCAAGGUUGCAUGCUGUCCAUCGGUAGAUCCAACUAUAUGCGUUUUAACCAUCCAGCCGAGGCGAAACAAUUACGAUCGGUACUACCGCACUCGAGAAUCUCCAUGGCGCCAAUAAGCUUCUCUCUACCGGACGGCCAACUUCAAGAGAACUACCAUUUGGAAAGGAAACCACCGGUUGCACCGCGAAAAUCCCCGAGAAAUUCUUGCUCGGACGAGGAGAUGGGUUUCCUGGGGAAACUAACGAAAUUCGAGAUGCUGUCGAAGCAGAACAGGAACAAUUGUGUCUCGCCAAAAGUCUUUCCAGCGGGCGCCAUUACCACCAACGUGCCUGCCGAUCAAAUUCUCGGCCAUUCGAGAUCCUCCAGUCUAAUCUCGUUGAAGAAUAACAGCAACAACAAUUCACCUUUGCAAAAUUUAACGAAUUUAGAAAGAAGUUGUUCGAAUACAUCAUCCUUCAAUUCGUCCUCCCCCGGCCAUUUGCUCAACACAUCCUCUCCAGGCAGCUGUUUCGUAUCUUCCUCCCCCAACUAUUGCAGCGACGAGAAUCGUCAAAGAACGGAGAUCAGGCCGGCCAGUAGAUCCAGCACACCCAACCAUCAAUAUCAGAACAUUUCAUCCCCCAAUCACAAUCAGAUUCAAAUGUACUCGACGGCAGAAUCGUAUCUGAAAACCUACAAGCCAUACUAUCGAGACAACAACAACGAGAACAACAAUCAGAAUCAAACGACGUCGAAGAACAAUGUCAAUCAAGCGGAGUUAAUGUCACGAAGCUUCACCUGUCAACGAUCGACAGAUCUUGACGAUUUGAGAGAUUUCGACAUGAGUCAAAGCCUGAUCGUCACUAAAACCACCACGACCGAGUAUCUCCAGUUAGAAAAGUUCGGCUCGAAUCCUAACAUCUGCAACAGCCCUAGCAACGGGAAUUUCUGCGGUGCGAACUUGAGGAGCGUAGGCGGGGCGCAAGGGUUUGGAUCGAAUCCGAAUAUCAAGAGGAUACAACCGCCUAGCCCUGCGUUCAAUCGAAAUCCGAAGUACAACGAGCCCAAGAGAGGUUUCGGCCGGGUGAAGAGCCCGACCCCUAGCACCGGAAGCGGUUGCUCGCUGGAGGAGCUGAGGGAGAGACAGAUCGACGCGGAGAAUAAGCGACGAGAGGCGGAGAACAAGAGGAAACAGGCGCAAGAGGAGAGGCUACGGGAACAGGAGGUCGAGAGGCAAGAGAAAAUGAGACUCGAGGAGAUCCUCGCCAUGUGUGCCGAGUACGAGAGGCAGAGCACCGUGGAGAAACCAAGGCAACCCAACAGAAUCAAAACGAAUGGCUCGCUACCACGAGACAAACGCCUCGGCUAUAAUUCACCCUUCGACAGCCCGAAGAGCCCAUCAAAAAACCAACCCCAUUUCUCCUUCGACACGGCGAAACAAUCAAACUCGGCUUCGUACGAGAACGUGAACGUACAAAAUUCGAAAAUGCUGUUCCAAAAUGGCAACUCGCCGAACAAUCGUCGAAACCAGACGACGAAUCAUCCGGACAAUCAAACGCAAGAUCAUCUACAAUCAAUCACGUCUAACAACAAUAACAAUAAUCAGUCGACGAUGUGGCCAAACGUUGUUGGCAACGGGGAUCAUACUUUUUCCGGUUCGAUCUCGCAAGCUCGUAGCUCAGGCUAUGAGAAUACAACCAUCGAUGGAUCGAUGUUGAACAAUAACGAUGUAGGUUAUGGAAAGAUCAUCGAUCCAACGAAGGACACUUAUGGAACGAUCCAAUUGAACGGGACCAGGAUCAAUGGGCAACAGAACAAGCAUUCGCGAAAUUAUGGUAACUCGAUGAAUGGGAACGUAAGCUUAUACGAGAAUGUAGUGAUUAAUUCCGUGCAGAACAACAAUCAAAACAAUCAUUCCAUGCCAAAGAAGAAUGGCCAGUUGUCGAACUCGUGCGAGAUGAUCGAGAACAAGCUGGCGAUAUCGAACGACGAUCUUUUGGAAGCUAUCGAGCAGCUUUCCAUGCUUUCCAAGUCCAAAGAAAUUUGCACGAUCCCUAAAAAGAAUAAUUCGGAGAAGGACAACGCGAAAUCGAACGAAGCUAAGGCUGAGAAAGAGAGGAAGGAGCUCGAGGAGGAGGAUAGGAAAAAGUACAUAGAGUUUCUUCAGAAUGAAAAAUUGCAUAUUCUUGGUAAUAUGGAUAUAUUGAAGAGGAGUGUCGCGGAUAUUGAGAUCCAAGAGGAGGAGAUUAGUAGGGAGCUCGAAUUAGAAAAGGCACUGCUCUCUGCAGAGUACGAGUCAGAAUCGUUGAAACUGAGUCAGGACGAAGGCGAAAAGAUAAAAGUACAGAUGCGGAUAAACGAGCUCGAGAGACAGAUGGCCGAGGAUAACACCAGCCAGGCGAAUUUGCAAGCAGAGGCGAAGCAGAGAGUGCAAAGGGCUCAGCAGGGUUGCAGCCGCUUGGAGGAGGAGUUGGCGAAUUGCACGGACGAAACCGUGCAACAGGAUAUCAGUGAGAAGCUUAUGGCUCAACAAGAUGUCCUCGAAUCAGAGAGGAAGGCAUUUGAGGAUUUGGAGUUCCAUCAUUUGGAAGAAGAAGCGAGCAAACUGGCUACUAGGGAAGAAUUACAGAGUGGUGCAAAUAUCUGUUCCAGAUACUUGAGCGAAUUAACGGCCAAGAUAGAGACCAGGAAGGCUCGAUUGAACCACUUGGAAGCGCAGAGAUCUGAAGCGAAAAGCACGGCAACUAAAGAAGCUAGAAGUCUCGAAAGACAGAAGCUAACGCAUUUGAAACGGUUGGAAGAAGGUCGAAACCGAGUUAGAGCGAUUAACGAUGAACUGACAAAGUUGGCGCAAAAUUCUUGUGAGAAUAGCGAUGAGAAACGAUCUCCGAGCAGGGAAGAUUUCGACAGGAUCUCCAGGGUCACCACUGACUCUCCCAUUGUAAAUAAUCAGGGCAGCUUGGGAAGGAAGACUAUCGAAUCCCUCAAGGAAAUUGAGAGAAAUCGACAGCUUCACUUAGCAAAACAAGGCAGCCAAGUAAUUUCGGAAGAAAGACGAAGAGUAGAAGAAUUGAAACGAAGAGUGCAAGACGAAGUUCGGUCGCAAUGGGAAGAAAGAAAGAUGAAUUGUACUUCUUUCAACAGUGUUGAAUCAGGCGAAGAAUCCUCCAGUUAUUCAACAGGGCCAACAGAAAGUGGCAGCGGAAGCAGCGACAGUGCAGAAGGUGGAACCAGCGAGAAAUUAUCUCCUAGCAAACUUUCGGAGCUCACGUCACCCAGUCCAGGACCUUCGAAUAAUUCCUACAGCCUGCUCCAAAAUGAUAACAUGAGAGACGAUCGAAGGACAUCAAUGGAAGGCGAGAGACUUAGCAAUAACAGUGGGGGAAUCAUCGACGGAAACGGAAGUCGCCCUCUUUCUCAAACUUCUAGUGAACUAGAUACUCUUGGACCACUGCUGCAACCAGUCAAACAUCGUGAAAAGGCAAAACUGCAGAGGCCGCUCACAAGAUACCUUCCCAUCAAGUCGGAGUCCCUGGACCUGAGACAUCAUAUCGAGACUGCCGGGCACCAGUUACCCCUGAUACACGAUGUUACGGUUGAUACGACCAGUUGCAGUGGUUACCUGUCGAAAAUGAGCAAAAAAUUUCAUCAUUGGAACAAACGAUGGUUUGUCUUUGAUCGAAAAAGAAAGACACUGUCCUAUUACAGCGAUAGCACGUCAAGAAAGGCACGCGGAGUGAUCUACUUUCAGUCGAUUGAAGAAGUUUAUGUGGAUCAUAUGAACACCGUACGCUCACCGCAGCCAUCACUGACUUUCAUCAUCAAAACGUCAACUAGACUAUAUCAUUUAAUGGCGCCAAGUCCUGAGGCUAUGAGAGUUUGGGUGGACGUCGUCUUCACCGGUGCCGAGGGAUAUCACGAAUUUGAUCAUGGUAUCUGAUAAGCUGUUCGUUUCUCAUUGAGAUUCGUUUUACUCUCGGGAAUCGCAUGAUGAAGUGAUUCUUUAUCUGUAACCUGUAGGUUCAGAAAACGCUUCGUGACUUUUAAAGACAAAAUUUGUUACGAAGGGAACCACGACUGCCUAUACUUUCGAGCUGGAUUUGACUUGUAUAUUAAAUACAUAAAAAUCUUUCGAAUCUUAUAAAGGAAAUUAAUAAUUACAUUGGUGCUAGAUUGCUCAUUUUGAGCAGCUGAAAAAAAAUGAAUAUUGAAAACAAUAGUUAAAUAGACGAUAAUAGUGAGCUUUUUAAAAUAACUUAAAAUUUGAUGUCUUAAAAUUAAUGAUGAUAAUUAUUAUAAAAAAGAAUGAAUUGAUAAAUAAUUUAUAUAUUCAACAAUGAAAUUUAAUUAAUAAUGAUUUAUAUAAACUCAUUAAAAAAUCGGUAUUAAUGAUUAAUGAAUUACAUCAUAAUGAGACAUUAAUCAUUGAAGUGUAGGCUAAUCACAACUUGAUUUUAUUUAAAUGAAAUAAAUAAAUUUGAUAGAAUUUAUUGUUAAAUUUUGUAGAUCUAAUCUAGUCUUCCAGCAUAGAUACUUCAAGAAUAAUGAAUUAGUGAUCUAACAUUUGAAAAAGAAAGUUUUCAACAAUAGUUCAACAUAUAUUCUGAUAUAAAUCAAAAAAAUAAAAUCCCUAAGAAAUUGUAAAUAUAUGUCCCAUUUUAUAUUUACUUUGACAUUUUCAAUAAAUAUCUUGAUAUUGCUUAAUACCAAGGAUUAUAUGAAAUACAAAA